UCUGGUGAGUCUGAUCUCACCCGCCCCCCUUUUAAAGUUCAGGGUUCACAAACCACGAACCACAAACCACCCGUUGGCCUGACUAAGCUCAAAUACCUGUGUGCACAGGGCUUCCGCCUGUCACUUCCUAUUGGUCCAAGCGAUGGCAACCCCACCGAGCACACCAAGAAAAGCCACACCAAAAAAGAACCCCGCCAUCAGUACGUACCUCAGCACUCGGUUGUGUGCUGUACAAUACGGUUAGUACGAGUACCUAUCCACGAGUACCUCCGAAUAAUAUCCUCCGACCCCCCGACCGGUUCCCAUAUUCACCCCCACGAAUCUAUCACUCAUACUACCCCAAUUGUCCAAUUUGGAACUUGGUGUGGCAUAAUUAUGCGCAAGAAUUGAUAAGGCCCUUCACAAAUUCCACGCCCUCUCCCGAAAUGGCCAACCCAACGGCAACCCUCUCCUCUCUCCUGAAGAGUGCUACCAUUGAAGACGACGAAGAGGUCCUCAAGGCCGCGAAUGCUGAACUGAAGACGAACAAGAAAGAUUUCGACGCUCUACAUGUACGAGUGGUAGCUCUCCUCAGGCUCGACAGGUGGGAUGACGCCCUACGGUCCCUGGAUGACGGCGGAGAUAAAUUGGCAGAGCGAUGCAAACUCGAAAAGGCCUAUGCGCUCUACAAAUCUGGCAGGCUAGACGAAGCAGAAGAAGUGGCAAAGAAUGGUGGCAGUCGAGGGUUAACGCACGUUGCCGCACAGGUUGCAUACCGAGCGGAGAGAUUCGAGGAUGCCGCAGAGAUAUACAAACACUUGAGUGCGGAGGAGGCACCGAUCGAUGGAGAGGAUACCGACUUGAGAAUCAAUAGUGCAGCUACGGAUGCGCAGUUAGAGUGGCAAGGUAAUGGUGACAAGGUCGAACCAAGUCGGAAGAAGCCCAGUCGGGAAGAUCUCGAGGCCUUUGAGACGUCAUAUAAUGCUGCAUGUGGGUGCAUCGCUAGAGGGGAUUUGACUGCUGGAAGUGUGCUAUUGAAGCGAGCGCGAGACCUAUGCGAAGCCCAUGAAGAAUUGAGUGAUGAUGAGAAGAGGGCAGAGGUUUUACCAAUUAUGGUUCAACAGGCAUAUGUCUUUACAAAGAUGGGCAAGCUGGAUGAGGCAGAGGCUUUAGAGAGGAUGAUAAAUAUUGCCGAGUAUGUACCUAGAAAGGAGCUAUGCAACAAUCUGCUUACUAUCAUAGUGUCCCUGAACCACCUACCAAGAUCAUUGCCCAAAAUAACUCUUUCGCCGCCUCUACGAAGAAUGAUAAUCCAUAUCUGACUGAACGCUUAUUCAGUUCCGCUCCAACCCUGUCUCAUGGAGAGAAGCAUUUCAAGCAUCAAUCGGACAUAUUAAUCAGAAAUCGAUACGCAAUUGAUCUUCAAUCAUUAAAAUAUUCUGGUGUAGCUUACACCUCAGCAUCAAUUAUUUCCAAAUCCGAAUCACCAAAGACGUCUCCUUUUAUAUGUAACUUUGGAGUUCUUGGUGCAGCAGCUGCUGCAAAGUGUGAAACCGGAAAAGCUGGCUUGAAGCAGAUUCUACCACUUCUAGAGAAACGUCCCAAUGAUGUUGGCCUGCUUCUGGUCAUCAUUCAGCUAUAUGUUUUGAGAAAUAACCCGGGUCCAGCCACGGAACUACUAGAAGCCUUCUUCAAGAGACUCGAAGAGUCCAAAUCGGAGACAGAUCUUGAUGCUCGAUUUGCACCAGGAUUGGUAGCCGUUGCUGUGUCACUUUACCGAAUGGCAGGCCGCAAAGGACCGGUAAGGGCUGAAUUGGGAAAAGCAGCUUCCUAUUGGAGAAGAAAAUCAAAAUCUUCCCCAACACUACUUUGGGCUGCUGGAACAGCAUUCCUUGAAUCCUCGGACCAACAAGAGUUGGAGAUUGCAAGAGAGAUGUUCUCAACACUCCGAACUAUGGAGCCAAACGACCGCGUGGCGAUUGCUGGUUAUGUUGCCUCAUAUGCAACCACUGAUCUCGCCAAGGUAUCCGACGACCUUGACAAACUAUCUCCGGUUUCCAAGCUUAUCUCUGGCAUUGACGCGGCUUCCCUGGAAGAAGCAGGAAUCCCAUCAUUGCCUCCUCCACCACCCGUGGCAAGCAAAAAACGCCCAGCCGACGCUUCCGCGCAAGAAAAAGACAAACCCGCCAAAGUGCGUAAGAUCCGAAAGAGUCGCAUGCCCAAGGACUUCGAGGAAGGCAAGAAAAUGGACCCGGAAAGAUGGUUACCAUUGAAAGACCGAAGUUCAUACCGACCCAAGGGCAAGAAAGGGAAGAAAAAGGCGAAUGAUUUGACGCAAGGGGGAGUGGUGAAGGAGGAGGGUGAGAGGUUGGAACUCGCGGGUGGGGCGGGGACUUUGAAGGUUGAGAAGAGUGUUGGGGGGGUGGGGAAGGGGAAGAAGAAGGGGAAGAAGUAG
Molecule: messenger RNA, 2434 nt
Organism: Hymenoscyphus albidus
Lineage: Eukaryota; Fungi; Ascomycota; Leotiomycetes; Helotiales; Helotiaceae
Source: the annotation of a GenBank genome assembly